This is a messenger RNA of Perkinsus marinus ATCC 50983, 1614 nucleotides long. RefSeq lists its product as hypothetical. The transcript is spliced from 12 exons. NCBI's taxonomy places the organism in Eukaryota, Perkinsozoa, Perkinsida, Perkinsidae. The coding region runs from base 1 to 1614 and encodes 537 amino acids. The record is from RefSeq and is a predicted model, not a curated record.
AUGAAUCAGAGUCCCAACUUGGUCGUAAACGAGGCAUUAUGGGAGGCGUACUUAAAACGAGCGGCGCAGCUUUCUGAUAAGUGCCAUUUUCGAUCGCUGCUGAGAGUGUUCCAAGCUGCAGCAUCUGUACGAAUAUAUAAUCGUCGAGUUAUACCAUACUACCGUACAUUAUUGUCGGCAUGUGCGGUGAAGUUCGGCGAGAUGAAACCGGAGAAUUUCUGUCAUCUGAUGCAGGCACUUUCUCGAUUGCAGUACAGGGAUGAGAGGUUAGUAAUGAUGUUACAGAAAACGGCAUUGACUUGGCCGACGGUGACGCACAAGAUCCUCGUGAAAGCUGCUAACUCGGCGGCUAAGCUCGACCUUGCUUCUCAGCUUUGGUGUAAACCUCUGUCGAUUGCUUUGUCGCAAGCAGUAUGUGAAAAUACUCUCAUUGUGAAGGAGUUUAUGAACAUCAAGUGGAUAACAGUUGUGGAGAUGUUUGAUGAUGCUACUAUGAUUAACUACUUGUAUCGGGCGGAGGCAGUGAAGAGGGAACAGCUUAGUGAUAUGAGGUACAGUAGGCAUUUACAGGUGGUGGAGAUGUAUGUACGACUGUGUAAGGAGGAAAGUGUUUGGGAACAAUUGGAUGAUAAUGUGAAGGAGUUCCUCCGCGAUUUGCGAAGUGACGAGAAGAGUGUCGAGGAUGAGCGCGAGCGGCUAAAGGAGGAGAAGAAGAAGUCGAAGGAGAGGCAGCGGAAAGAGCUGCACAAGUACAAGAAAAGACUGAAAAAAUACGGUGAAAAAGCGCGACCGUUGGCUGUCAAAAAAACUAAGACUCAGCGACGAGCAUUGAGCUGCGAGCUCCAUGGGGAAGUAGCUGAGCUGCUCGUCGGAGUAGGUUUGGAAUUGAUGAUAGGAGUGAAAGCGGGGCCUUUCAAUUUGGAUAUGUUCCACGCUGCAACGAAUACAGUCAUUGAAGUGUGCCCGGAGUGGCAGUUUUAUGCCAAGACUACACAUCUCACCUCGCGGAGCAGAGUACGACAUAUGCUUAUACGGAAAAUGGAAUUCAACUUGGCGCUGAGUCCAUAUCCCGAAGACGAAGGUGCGUGUACGCUCACUGCCGAUUUUCAUCUCUCCAUCACGGUCCAACGAGUGCCACGUCCUACCCGGUGCUCUUGCGUAUCGUGUCGGUUCUUCAGCGAAGAGUUUCGCAAGACAGUCUUAGCUGCCACUUCCCAGCUCCCUAGUGGCGGUUCCAAACGUUCUUUUCGUACUCCUACUGAGCGUCCUGCCUCUGACGAUGCCACUGUUGACGAGUAUAACGGUAUUUAUGGGAGGAAAAAUGCUCAGUACAACUCUCCAGAUGGAUCUACUACUGAAAGUGAUGCCUUUACCGCCACUCCGGGUUGCCCUCCUUCCGCCCCGUCCUCCACCUCCUCUACACGAGUCGAGCGCGACUCUCCCUCACCCCAAACCGUGUCUUACUCUCGUUGGCGCUAUGAUGCUUAUCUCGUCCACAGAGGGCCUCGCCAGACGUUUGAUCCUCUCGUUGAUUUCUCUAUUGUGUUUGGCGGCAGCAGUUAUGAUGCUUUAGAUAGUAUCCAGUCAUCCCCUGUUUAUGACGACUGCAGUUAA